Messenger RNA from Gamsiella multidivaricata, 779 nucleotides. RefSeq lists its product as uncharacterized. The record is from RefSeq and is a predicted model, not a curated record. The transcript has 2 exons. NCBI's taxonomy places the organism in Eukaryota, Fungi, Mortierellomycota, Mortierellomycetes, Mortierellales, Mortierellaceae. Bases 149 to 394 code for a protein of 81 amino acids.
CCUUCCAAAUCCCCCAUCUACUGCAGACCCCAUUCAUUCUAUGCAAUCUACAGAACGGCGUUUCCUCAGCAUGUAGUCAAUCUGGGGUACACUUUUGAUCUGUGGGCAUCAUCAUCAUCUCCAGGCAUCACAAUAAGCUGGGGACUCCAUGGGAAACCUCCGAAGCAAGACCAGCAGAGUCUACGUAGCGCCCCACUCGUACCAGAUCGCACGCUUAUUUAUUUUAUUUCUGGGUUUUCUUUUCUGUCAAAAAGGCAGAACGCUAAAUUGUCCAACAUCCUCAAAGCAUGCUGUUCGGUCGAAUUACCGAUUUCCCUCCAAAUCGUGUCUAGUUCACCAAAGCCGGUCGCUUCCUUACAUACGAGGGUUCAAUGGAAUCAGCUGUGUAGAUUAGACUACGUGCAGCGCAGGUGUCUAGGUUAGUCCAGGUGGUGUAAUUCUUUUCUUUUUUGUGUUGUCUUCGUGCCUUGGAGUGAUCAAAGGUGCAGGUCAGGGGCAGAGGGUGGACUUGCAUCAUUGUCGAUCAGAUCAGUCUAGACAACAUGUAAUUUGUAUUACCGCGAGACUCGGUGUAUGCUACACAAUACACGUACAUGGCAGCACCCCCACGAGAGGGAGAGGGGGGGAGCAAUGACUACAGGAGUCAACAGGGCAAAUGUGCGCAUGGAAAGGAGCGAGGGCGAAUGUUGAGCAAAGGCAGGGUCACAGGCACACAAACACGCUGCCAACUUUGUGGUCACCCAUUAAUUCUUAUCAUUAGACCUUCUGAGCAAUUCAGC